AGGUGGGUGGUUCCAUUUCUCGUAAAUACACGCCACAACCUGAAUAUAUCAACAAAGAAUUAAAUAAAGGCAAAAGUAUAUCAAGUGGUCUAUUUGAAUUCGUCCGGUAUAAUGAGCACAACCUAUAUAGGUUAACAGCACAGUUAAAUUAUCGGGUGUCGCACAAUCAUUUUAAAUCAAUACAGCCCUUCUCACCGAGUGUGUUUCUAUAAACUUUUUUUUUUGCCACAAUGGGAUGUAUAUGUCCUUGUUUCGAUAAGGACACUUCUCACCCAGUAAGUCAAACAACUCGUCUCCUGUCUGAUCAAAGUUCUCGACUUCAUUCUCCAGUGGAACGUGAAGAUGACUCGACAUAUAAAUGCUAUCACCCUAUACAACUUAAGGUGACUCUUAUUAACAGUGUUGACAAGCUUUUUCAGAAACAUGAAGAAGAAUUUAAUGAAUUGGUCUCCAGUUAUUAUGAUUUAAAGGAGGUUGAAGAAAUUAUUCUUCACAUCUUCCAAAAGGCAAAAACACCACAAACGUCCGUGGAAUUGUGUAUAAAAGUAAUUGGCACUCAUUGUAUUUUAUUCUGUUUUACAGGGAAAACUCGUGUUAACUUGGCUCGAACCCACAAGUAUUGCAUGUUGAUAUCAUUUGAUGAAGAGGAGUUGACUUCCAAAUUUGGUGAAAUGGCAAUUAAGUUAUUAAUUCCAAGCUUAAGACAAUUUAACAAUUUCAAUCAGUUGAUGAAGGAAAUUCAAAGUAAAUGCACAUCAGUAAAUCGGUCGUUGGUGGAACUCUUCCAGGAAGAAGUUACAUUAAGGAAAAACAUAAUGAAUGCAGAUUUGGGGCCGUCACAGGAACCAGUGUCCUUACACAACUGCGUACAGAACUUAAACUUGUUACGCAGAUGCUAUGGUAACACGAGGACGAUUCACGAUGAAUUAGAUGAAAGUUGGAACAAUGUAGUCAAUGCUUAUCGGACGUUUUGUGAAUGAAAAAAAGGAAGAAAAAUAUAUGGAAAAAGUGAAGCAAGUGAUUUAUGUCAAUGGUGUCUGGGAUUAGAUGUGAAUCGUACAAAUUUUCUGAUUGGUCAAUUUAUCUGUUCUCAACAUCUUCAAUAAUUAAAUCUUGAAUAAAAUCUAGCUAAAAAAAAUGGAAAAUCAUGUAGUGCUGUUAGAAAUAUUAAAAUUAAUGAGUUAAUGAUAAAUUAUAUCUAAACCAUUAAUCUCAUUUCCUGAGCCACUAUUGUAAAAAUGAUAUUCUUGCCACAUAAAAAUGGUAAAGCUUUACAUAUAACAUGAGCAUAAAAUGUUCUGCAUAUGAAGGAUUUGACAAAGCUGUAUAACAGCUUUGUCGUGAGUUUAUUAGUCACCUUACAUUGAGACAAUGACCUUACAGUGAGGUGUGAUGUACUGAGUGUGAGGCAAUGGACUUGAGAGCAAGGUGAUGAUCUUUAUAGUGAGAUAACAGACUAAUUGUUUGAGUUAUGCUACGAAUUUAUUAAUUUAAUGAUGGAGAGAAUAAAAAAUUUAAUUGAAGAAAAUAAUGAAUGAAACAAUACAAAUGUGAAAAAAUAAGACACGGGUAGUUUGCAUAUUGUUAUUGUUUAUUUGUAUAACCCUUUAAAUGCGAAAUUAUUUUUCAUAGUUAUUUCAGUAAUGAUGUUGCAUAUCUACCAAAAAAUAGGAUUGGUAAUUUUCUGCAAGUCGCAUUGCCUCAAUAAAAUUGUAUUUCAAUAAAAAGUUUCAAAUAUGACAUUCCUCAACAAAAAAAUUGACAGCUGUAUAAAACUAAUUUCUCCAGUUAAGAAGGAAAUUUUGAAUGGAUAUAUCUGAUUUCCACAGUAAAAGGGUUGUUUGUUUUUCCCAGAUGAAUACAACUUUAUUUCAUUGAAAUAAAUAACAAUAUUAGCAUUGUUUCUUUUUCAUAAACUGCCCUUCCUUUUGAAAUGGGUACACAUCGUAACAAGUUAUCCUAUUGAUUGCUGUAAUAAAUUAUUUUCAUAUAAAUUUA
Molecule: messenger RNA, 1998 nt
Organism: Octopus bimaculoides (California two-spot octopus)
Lineage: Eukaryota; Metazoa; Mollusca; Cephalopoda; Octopoda; Octopodidae
Source: RefSeq, a predicted model, not a curated record